Messenger RNA from Cyclopterus lumpus (lumpfish), 2521 nucleotides. It is a transcript of the gene frrs1a, whose product is annotated as ferric-chelate reductase 1a. Gene Ontology annotation, molecular function: oxidoreductase activity, acting on metal ions. The record is from RefSeq and is a predicted model, not a curated record. The coding region runs from base 681 to 2486 and encodes 601 amino acids. The transcript is spliced from 17 exons. Lineage: Eukaryota; Metazoa; Chordata; Actinopteri; Perciformes; Cyclopteridae.
GUGUACGGCGCUUCCGGUCGGAGUGAGGUUUUACGUCCGUCGGCUUGUUUCGAGGAUCGGAAAGUGCGCGCUACCGGGAGAUCGAGUGUCGCCGGGACAUCCGGAGCAUAUUCGGACAUCGCCGAAGGAGACGCUUCUUUAAUGAAAACACGGACUGGAUUACCGGGACCGGACUCACCUGACUGACCGACACUCUGGGAAACGCCGUGAGAGAACCUUCUGCUUUGGUUUCGGGACAUUGGGUUUCACCGUUUGGGAAUUGGACUGAACUGAACUUGCUCAGACAGACUAUGAUUUGGGUUUGAGAUUGAGUAAAAGGGAAAUUCUGGAAUGGACUUUGGAUGGAAUGGUGUGUCAUUUCACUAUGUGUAUUGUUGUCCCUGUCCCUGCUCUGUUAAAUACAAAUGGAUGCAUUUUGAGCGAACUCUGUUGUGGUGUGUAAUUGUUUGGUGGCCGAUGCUAAAUAUUUAGCUUUUGGGAAAUGUACCUUGGAGGGUUCAAUAUGUGUGAUUAUUAUCUUCUAUACUUGAGCCCUGUGUGCGGUUGACUUUAAAGGACAAAUAACGACUCCAACCCUGAAGAAACAUUGUUAGGCACCGACCUAGCUGGCACCCCAAGCAACUGUCAUUACCGUUACAACUGUUGAAGCUGAAAUUGUGGACACUGCAGCAGCUGAUACUAUGCCUCCUGUGGGCUUGGGUGUCCUUCUCUUAAUCUCUGUCUCAGUGUGUUACUGGGUGCCCGCAGGCUGCUAUGCCAACGGCAAGGUCACCAAAGUCUGUGGCAGCAUGGAACCCCACCAUGAUGUCCAUGGUCAAACCGCUCACAGCCCCUACCACCUAGAAACCAACACCACCACGUUUAGUCCCGGAGAAUCGAUCAAAGUCAUCCUCACCGGAACAUCGUUUUUUGAGGGAUUUCUACUUCAAGCCAGGGAUGCAGCCAAUCAGGGCUCCGUAACCACAGUUGGCACCUUCACCCUUACCAAUCGGAACAAGGCACAGCUGCUCACCUGUAAUAAGCACCAGGAUUCAGCAGUGAGCCAUACAAGUAAUGCCAGACAGACAGAGGUGUGUGUCAUCUGGAAUGCUCCUGCAGAUGCUCCCAAACAGGUUCAGUUUUUUGUGAGUGUAGUUACCCACUACAAUGUAUUUUGGGUGAAGCUGCCUGGACCAGUCAUCUAUCAGCAUGGUGUUGCUCCCCACCCGCCUCAGUCAGACACUACACCUCCUCCAGUACAACCUACUACCACACCCACCAUCCUGACUGGGCCUUUUACUUCUGACGGAUGUGGCCAAUCAAAAUCCUGCCUGCUGGAUCCUCCAGGCUGUGAUCCAAAAGAAGAUCCUCACUGCUUCUUCCUGUCCAUGACUCCUGAGGGACCAGACAAAACGUCUGUGAUUUUUGAGCUGAGUGGCCCGGCGGAGGGAUACAUUGCCUUUGCACUGUCCUGGGACACAUGGAUGGGCAACGACGACGUGUAUAUGUGUGUAAAAGAUGGGGAUAGAGUAUCAGUGAGUGCUGCCUUCGUCAGUGGAAGAACCCACCCUGAGGACCAGUCACAGUUUGGACUCUCCUCGGUGUUGUGGCGGCUGGCAGAUGGAGCGAUUCAGUGCAGGUUUAGCAGACCAGUCAAACUGGUCAACCAGGAAGCAGCUCGCUAUGAUCUGGACCAGGACUACUUUCUGUUUCUUACCAAUGGACAUGCUCAGUAUGGUAAAGUAUGGAAACAUAGUCACCAGCCAUUAAUCUCAACCCACAACAAACGCAUCACUGGACCCCCUGAGGUCCUACGAGGCUCCCGGGGACCCAUCAUUAUGAAAAUGCAUGGGGCACUAAUGCUGUUAGCCUGGAUGCUAACAGGAAGUGUUGGUACCGUCAUCGCCAGCUUCUACAAACCUGAUUGGCCAAAUCAAACUCUGCUUGGCCAGAAAGUCUGGUUCCAGGUACAUCGAGGCCUGAUGGUGCUAACUGUGACUCUGACCAUAGUAGCCUUUUGCCUCCCAUUUUUCUACAGGAAAGGUUGGAGCAAGCAUGCAGGUGUCCAUCCAUACCUGGGCUGCUGUGUUCUAACAUUAUCUUUGAUUCAACCAACAAUGGCUGCAAUCAGACCAUCAGCUGACUCACACAGGAGAUAUAUCUUUAACUGGGCCCACUGGGGGAUUGGGUCUGUGACUGAGAUCAUGGCAGUGGCAGCCAUGUUCUUGGGGAUACGUCAAUCAUCGCUGCCCCUCCCCCAGCCAUGGGCAACACAUGUUCUGAUUGGCUAUGUGACAUGGCUGGCCUCAUUUCGGUUCCUCCUCCUGAUACACAAGCACCUUUACACCAGGAAAUCAACGGGGUCAGCUGACCAACAAGCCAUCCUCUCUGACCAAGCAGAGCCUUAUAGCAGGGGGUUGGUCAUAAAGUCUCUCCUGUUGGCUGCCUUGGCUCUGGGAAUCUCUGGUCUCCUAAUGGCACUGCUGUCUUCUAUUGCUGAAAUUUGACAUUUAAUGGCAAAUAAACUACAUUUCUAUUUCUA